AUGUUGAUUUGCAUUGUUCUUUCUUUCUAUCUAUCUAUCUAUCUAUCUAUCUAUCUAUCUAUCUAUCUAUCUAUCUAUCCUUGUUUCAUUUCUCUCUUUGCUAAACCUCCGUGUUCAUUCCCUCUCCACCUCGACAUUCCCUUAUCCCUCUCCACCUCGCGAUUCCCUUAUCCCUCUCAACCUCGAUAUUCCCUUAUCCCUCUCAACCUCGCUAUUCCCUUAUCCCUCUCGACCUCGAUAUUUCCUUAUCCCUCUCAACCUCAAUAUUCCCUUAUCCCUCUCAACCUCGCUAUUCCCUUAUACCUCUCAACCUCUCUAUUCCCUUAUCCCUCUCGACCUCGAUAUUCCCUUAUCCCUCUCAACCUCGAUAUUUCCUUAUCCCUCUCAACCUCGCUAUUCCCUUAUCCCUCUCAACCACGCUAUUCCCUUAUCCCUCUCAACCACGCUAUUCCCUUAUCCCUCUCAACCUCGACAUUCCCUUAUCCCUUUCGACCUCGACAUUCCCUUAUACCUCUCAACCACGCUAUUCCCUUAUCCCUCUCAACCUCGACAUUCCCUUAUCCCUUUCGACCUCGACAUUCCCUUAUACCUCUCAACCUCGCUAUUCCCUUAUCCCUCUCAACCUCGCUAUUCCCUUAUUACUCACGACCUCGCUAUUCCCUUAUCCCUCUCGACCUCGACAUUCCCUUAUCCUCUCAACCUCGCUAUUCCCUUAUCCUCUCAACCUCGCUAUUCCCUUAUCCCUCUCGAUCUCGACAUUCCCUUAUCCCUCUCAACCUCGAUAUUCCCUUAUACCUCUCAACCUCGCUAUUCCCUUAUUACUCUCGACCUCGCUAUUCCCUUAUCCCUCUCGACCUCGACAUUCCCUUAUCCCUCUCAACCUCGCUAUUCCCUUAUCCCUCUCGACCUCGAUAUUCCCUUAUCCCUCUCAGCCUCGCUAUUCCCUUUAUACCUCUCAACCUCGCUAUUCCCUUUAUCCCUCUCGACCUCGCUAUUCCUUUAUACCCUCUCGACCUCGACAUUCCCUUAUCCCUCUCAACCUCGCUAUUCCCUUAUCCCUCUCAACCUCGACAUUCCCUUUAUCCUCACGGCCUCGCUAUUCCCUUAUCCCUCUCGACCUCGAUAUUCCCUUAUCCCUCUCAGCCUCGCUAUUCCCUUAUACCUCUCAACCUCGCUAUUCCCUUAUCCCUCUCGACCUCGCUAUUCCCUUAUACCUCUCGACCUCGACAUUCCCUUAUCCCUCUCAACCUCGCUAUUCCCUUAUCCCUCUCAACCUCGACAUUCCCUUAUCCCUCACGGCCUCGAUAUUCCCUAAUCCCUCUCGACCUCGAUAUUCCCAUAUCCCAGAGAUGA
Molecule: messenger RNA, 1353 nt
Organism: Acanthosepion pharaonis
Lineage: Eukaryota; Metazoa; Mollusca; Cephalopoda; Sepiida; Sepiidae
Source: the annotation of a GenBank genome assembly